Messenger RNA from Stegodyphus dumicola, 1533 nucleotides. Its product is annotated as septin-2 pseudogene. The record is from RefSeq and is a predicted model, not a curated record. NCBI's taxonomy places the organism in Eukaryota, Metazoa, Arthropoda, Arachnida, Araneae, Eresidae.
UAAAACUUUACGUAUCAAGAAAUUGGCAUCAUUCGUGUUUAAAGUUUUGUGUUUGUGGUAACUGACAGGCAUCUUCAGUUUCUUCAACAGCUGGAUUUUAAGCUCUGAACAUGACUGGGGAAGGAGAUGUCAAACGUGAUAUUAUUCGAGAACUUCCAUUGUCGGAUCGAGUAGGAUUCGAUACAUUACCUUAUCAGUACGUUAAAAAGUGUGCAGAAGAAGUCUUCGUUUUCAACAUCAUGUGCGUAGGCGAGACAGGUAUCGGUAAAACGAGUCUAAUUGCCUCUUUAUUCAAUAUACCUUUCAAUGAUUCCCACAGCAACCAUAAUUUUCCAGAAGUGAAGCUAAAAACUGAAACACACAUUCUCACAGAGAAAAAUAUCAAACUGAAGUUGACUGUUGUUGAAACGAUGGGCUAUGGUGACCAAAUCAACAAAGAAAAUAACUUCAAACCCAUUGUAGAUUACCUUGACUCUCAGUUUGAAAACUUUCUACAGGAAGAAAUGAAGUUCAAGAGAGCGAUGUCAUCUGUAAAAGACACCAUGGUCCACGCUUGUUUGUAUUUCAUUUGUCCCACCGGACAUAACCUAAAAUCAACUGAUCUUAUUUGUCUGAAGAGUUUGCAUCAGAAAGUGAAUAUCAUUCCUGUUAUUGCUAAAGCUGAUUCAGUGUCCAAGGAUGAGCUGAAACGUUUCAAAGAAAAUAUACGUAAAGAACUUUCAAAGGAUAAUAUAGCAAUAUAUUCUUGUCCCACAGACGACGAAAGCACCGCUCAAAUCAACGCCGCUUUGAAUGAUCUGAUGCCAUUCGCUGUUGUGGGAAGUCAAGACUUUGCCAUGGUUGAUGGCAAAAUGGCUCGAGUUCGCGGCUAUCCUUGGGGCACGAUCUGUAUUAAUAAUGAAGAGCAUUCUGACUUUCCCAAACUCAAAGAAAUGCUCAUCAUGACCAAUAUGGAAGACUUGAGAGAACAGACCCACAAACGUCAUUACGAGCGCUACAGGGCAAUAAGCUUAGAAAAAAUAGGUUUCUGCUAUUGGGAGAAUGAUGGCAAGCCCUUUAAUUUGAGAGACAUCUACGAGAAAAAAAGAGAUGAACUCCAAAAAGAGAUGAAUGAUAAGGAAACAAAAAUAAAAGAAGCUUUUGCUCAAAAGGUCAAGAGGAUGGAGGCAAAACUGAAGGAGGAGGAAUGGGCGAUGCAUUCUAGGAAUAAACAGAUCAGCAUGCAACUAGAGUUAGAGAUGAAAAAGCUGGAGGAAGAUAGAAGAUGUUUAGAACUUGAAAUAGCUGCAUUUCAGGUGAAGAAACAAAAGUCAUUUCUCAAAACAGGGAAGUCUGGUGUUUAGAAAAGUCUCAUUGUUAAGUAACAACAUCAUAGCAUUAUGCAUACAUAGCAUUCAUCCUUUAUUUUUCCAUAAAACCGAAACCUGAUUCACAGAAUUCAAACUCAUUUCGUAUUUUAUUCUUUUUUUGUGCCACCCGAACUUUACUUUUGAAACUUGACUUUUUUUAUACCGCCAAAACUUAUUUACUAAA